GACAGCAUCCCGGGCAAUUUGGAAAUUACGUAAAAUAAAAUAUUGUUUGGACCAAAGACUUUCAAAAUAUAAAUUCUCCUUAAUUUUUUGUGUUCAAAUGUUUUUUAUUUUUAUGUAAAGUGUUCAGUGUUGAGUUCAAUGAAAUGAAGAAGUGAAAUUGAAACUACCACGGAAAAUAAUAACAACAACAGCAGUAAAAGUGAAUGAUUUUUUCUUUGGUUUUAAUUUUCGUAAAAAAUCCACCAAAAAUUAGGAAAACUCCUUUUAAAAAAAAGUUUGCUUAAAUUGAAAUUCCAAUUAAAAAACAACAAUUGCAACAAAAACAAUUGAUGUUAUACAUAUAUUUUUCUAUGACUAAAAGUUGUAAUAUAAGGAAAAAAAUCAAAUGAAUUUUAAUGAAUGUUACAUAAAUACCAAAAAUAGUAGCAGUAGAUAGAAAAUGAGAAAUUAAUGAUGUCAAGCUGUUGGCAUGGGUGUCAAUGAUUGAUGAUUUUUCUUUACAAAAAAACAAAACAACUGCUACAAAAAAGUGAAUUUAGUAAAAAUAAGUGAUUAUGUUUGUGUUAAAAUUAUAAAAUUCCAAAAAGAAAAGAAAAAUACUUAAGAAGUCAUACCAACACAACCAUGUAAUGGUCAGCAUAUUAAAAACACAUAUAAAAAAAAACAUAAAAAAGUAAAAACAUUAAGCAGUAAUUUAAACAAAAAGUAAUUCAUUAUUAUCAUUAGCAUUAACAUUAGCAUUAAAUGAAAUACAAUUUUAUAAGCAACACCUAAAAGUAUGCAACAAAUGUAGCUGUAAAACUCAUCAUUUAACAACAGCAAAAGCAAAUCAAACAACGAUUAACUGCCCUUAAUUACAGCAAUAAAAAAAUCAGCAACAAAUAACAUCAUCAGCAGCAACAAUAACAAUUGUUAAACAAAAUAAAUUAAAUAAUUAUAAAUAAAAUAUAUAGUACUAAUACUAUUACAUUUUUAACAGAUCAAUUACAACAAUUCAAACAGCAAAAAAAUUCAAUAUAUCAUCAAAGAACACAACAACAAUAGUUUAAACUUAAUAUUAUAAAAUUUAACACCAAAGUUUAAAAUUUCAAAUUAAAAACACAAGUCAACAACAUCAACAUUGAUAUAUAUUUGGUUUAAAGUUUCUUUUUGUUUCCGUUUCCUUUUUAAUAUUUACUACACCCAAGUUAAAAGUGUUCAUUUGUGUGUGUAAUAUUUGCAACACCAUCAUCAUCAUUUAAAAACGAAUAAUAAAAAAAGAAACAAAAUAAAUUUUAUAAAGAAAUUUGAUGAAUUUUGAACAAGUGCACAAAAAGUAUAAAAAAAACUAAAUGAUUGUAAAUGAUGGCAUGUACUUGAAAACAAUGAUUUUCUAACUGAAAAACAUUUUUACUUCGAAAAUUCAUUAACAUCAUUAUCUAGUAUCGAUAUUAAAUUCCAAAGCAUAACUACAACAAUCACAUCAACAAUUGUCACCAGUAGUAACAGCAUUAACAUCAUCAGCAACAGCAUUGAAGCAUUAAAAAUUUAAUUAACAGCACUGAAGUUAAGCAAUAUUCAAAACACCUCAACUUGUGCCAAAAAAAAAACAUCAUUAAUCAACAUUUAAUUUUGAGUCGAGAUUUUAUUUACUUCAUUUGUCUCAUCAUUUGGACGUCAUACUGCACAAAACUCCCAAAUCUCCAGGAAAAUUAAAAGCAAUAUAUUUUUUAAUUAAAACUGAAAUGUUCAUUCUUCUAUCAAUAACUGAAAAAUAGAAAACAAAAAAAAAAACUAAAAAAAGAAAACUAAGAAAACAUUUGACAAAAAACUACAGUAAUUUAGUAGACUUCACAAACAAUUGUUGUAAAGAAAACAUUUAAACACCAUCUCUUACUCCAAAAUAUUUUCAAACUCAAACAACCGAAUACCAACAACAGCAAAAAAAACACAAACGCACAAUUUCUUUACCAAACCAAAACCAACUCAAACCCCCCAACAUUUAAUUAAAAAAAGAAACAGACAGACAAAUAAUAGAAAAAUAUUGCAAACUGGCGUUCUUUCAAAAUAUAAUGUGGAGCACUAUUUCACCGACAAAUUCGAAAAAACUUUUAAUUGGCAGCACACGCAGCGUUGACUAUGUCGGUGACAAUUCUACAACAAAAUCUACAAAGAUCUCAAUCGCAAUGGAAAUUCAUAUACAAAAUAAGUGCAUUUCAGCAUAGCGCAUCACUCUGGAGGGUGGUGCAGAGCCCCCAUGGCUACAGGGCCCCCUUAAAGCGGCAUUUUUGGGGGCCACUGGCGUCGGUAAAACAAGUAUAUUACAGCAAUUUUUCUACCAUGAUUUUCCCAAGACACAUCAAACAACAACCAGACGAAAAGUAUACAAGAGCUGCCUGGUAUGUGAUACAUGUAUACGAGAGCUGAUGGUAAUCGAUGUUCCACCCCAGAAACGAUUUCCAGCUGAUAAUUUUGCUGAAUGGAACAAUGGACAUCCACUGGGGUUGCGAACAGUUCAUGCGUAUGUUUUAGUGUUUGAUAUGGGAAACUUGGAAACAUUUCGGUAUUGCAGAUCUAUGAGAGAUCAAAUUUUGGAUAGUUUUAGUCAUCGUGAUUUUAGUAUAAUUGUAGUUGGCAAUAAAUAUGAUACAAUAAAUGAAACUCAAGCAAAUUCACAGGAAUUAAAAGAUAUUUCAACUUUAGUACGAAAACAUUGGCGUUGCGGUUAUGUGGAGUGUUCAGCACAAUACAAUUAUAAAAUUGGUGAUGUUUUUCGUGAAUUAAUGGGUUGUACCAGUAGUGGCGGUGCCAUUGGCACUGAAUUUUCACAAUCAAAUAGAAAUAAAGGACGUUGUACAAUACUUUAGCAAUUUCUGCAUAAGUUUUUUUAAGUGCAUCAAAAGUAUUUUAACAAAUUUUAAUAAAAAAAUUUAUAAUUUAAGUAAAAAAUUAAAAGUAACAAACAAAUCCAAAACAAUUAGCAAAAAAUAACUGGAAACAUUAAAAUUUAUGAAAUUUGCAAGCAACAUUUAAAUGUCAGAUGUUUUAUAAAAAUUUAGGCAAAAAAAACAUAGUUUAGAUUUGAAUGGCAGAACUAUGUAUUAGGAAAGAACACAACAACAACAAGUAUUUUUAAGCCAAUUUGAAACUGGAUUGGAAAUGUAGUUAUAAAAUUAGUUACAAAUACUUGAUAAUAUUAUUCAAUAUAAGUAGAUAAUAAUGUUAAUAAAUAAACAAUAAUUACUUUAGAUAAAACAAGCACAAAUGUAUGUGUAUAAAUGAAUGAUUAGUAAUAAAAAAUAUUAAUAAAUUUAACAACAAA
Molecule: messenger RNA, 3301 nt
Organism: Lucilia sericata (common green bottle fly)
Lineage: Eukaryota; Metazoa; Arthropoda; Insecta; Diptera; Calliphoridae
Product: ras-like protein family member 10B
Exons: 8
Molecular function (GO): GTPase activity; GTP binding
Source: RefSeq, a predicted model, not a curated record